Molecule: messenger RNA, 2044 nt
Organism: Carassius carassius (crucian carp)
Lineage: Eukaryota; Metazoa; Chordata; Actinopteri; Cypriniformes; Cyprinidae
Gene: aplnrb
Product: apelin receptor b
Exons: 1
Coding region: 103-1182 (359 amino acids)
Biological process (GO): immune response; G protein-coupled receptor signaling pathway
Cellular component (GO): membrane
Molecular function (GO): G protein-coupled receptor activity
Source: RefSeq, a predicted model, not a curated record
UGUCCAGCUGAAAGCACAUUCUGACCUGAACACAUCACAAGCUGACUUCUCCGUGAUCAUUCAAAUCACCGAUACUUUAAACACAGAAAAAUCCUUGGAGGAAUGAAUGCCAUUGACAACAUGACUGCUGACUAUAGCCAAGAUGACUACGACGAGACAUUAAACAACUCAAUGUGUGAUUUUGACGAGUGGGAACCGUCAUAUUCACUGAUUCCUGUGCUCUACAUGCUCAUCUUCAUCCUGGGCCUCACUGGGAAUGGUGUGGUCAUCUUCACUGUAUGGAGGUCCCAGUCCAAACGGAGAGCUGCGGACAUCUACAUUGGAAACCUGGCUCUUGCUGACCUGACCUUUGUGGUGACCCUGCCACUGUGGGCUGUGUACACCGCCCUGGGAUACCACUGGCCCUUUGGCGUGGCCCUCUGCAAGAUCAGCAGCUACGUGGUGUUGCUCAACAUGUACGCCAGUGUCUUCUGCCUCACCUGCCUGAGCCUGGACCGCUACAUGGCCAUCGUUCACUCCCUCACCAGCACUCAGCUGCGGACCAGAGGACACAUGCAGGCCUCGCUGGCCGCCAUCUGGAUCCUCUCAGGUGUGCUGGCUGCACCGACGCUUCUGUUUCGCUCCACGGUGUACGACGCCGAGACCAACCGCACCUCCUGCGCCAUGGACUUCAGCCUGGUGGUGAGCAAACCAGGCCAGGAGACCUUUUGGAUCGCCGGCCUCAGCAUCUCCUCCACUGCUCUCGGCUUUCUGAUCCCCCUUCUGGCCAUGAUGGUGUGCUACGGGUUCAUCGGCUGCACCGUCACACGUCACUUCAACAGCCUGCGCAAGGAGGACCAGCGCAAACGCCGUCUGCUCAAGAUCAUCACCACAUUGGUGGUGGUGUUUGCUGCCUGCUGGAUGCCCUUCCACGUCGUGAAGACCAUGGAUGCUCUUUCAUACCUGAACCUUGCUCCUGACUCCUGCACCUUCCUAAACCUCCUUCUUCUGGCUCAUCCCUAUGCAACCUGUCUGGCGUACGUCAACAGCUGCCUCAACCCGAUCCUCUACGCCUUCUUCGACCUCCGCUUCCGCUCCCAGUGCCUCUGCCUCCUCAACCUGAAGAAAGCCCUUCACGCCAGUCCCGCCAGCUCCCUUUCUUCACAGAAGACCGAGGCCCAGUCGCUGGCUACCAAGGUGUGAGGAGGUGGGUGGAAGGGUGAUGCAGACAAGUCAACAACUGUUACAUCCUUCACAAGAACUCAGUUGUUGUUGGGGACAAGCAGACUUUCCUUUUGUAUCUGACUGUGGGAACAUGAGGAACCAGCUUCCUUGUCCCGUUACUAAACAUUGGUACUCUGUGAACUGUAAAGAAGAACGUUCUGGUUAUGAAGAACUUGAUGCAGUCUGUUUGUACUGGAGACCACAAGCAGACCGGAGCAGACCCCCACUGACAGCUGUGCUCCAGACGUGUGGGACAGAGUUGGGGAGAACGAGCGAGGGCUUUUCUGCUUUUCUCUUAGUUGCCUCUGGAGCAUCAUAGACUUACAUGGAGCUGCAGGGUGGUGGGUGGUCCACAGAGGGGUUCGAGAGCAAUUAAUGGACUCUGUACUUCUGAAACUGUAUUAGUGCAUUUAACAGUGCUCUUUACCAUCUUGUUGUUUUUCGGUUGCUUGUUUAUUUUAUUUUUUUUGUCCUUUAAGCACUUGUUCAUAAGGGGCAGAGAUAAGAACGGUGGCCAGUCUGUCUUAUCUGAACCGUCAGGAUAGGGGAGGGAGGGGUGCCUUACUUGAGAAGAAGUGUUGCAGAUUGAUUAAAGACUUUUGGGGGGAGGUGGGUGAGACGAAAACAUGGAGGGGGGUGAACUCAGACAGACAGAUGGCAGUUGACAAAUGUUGUCGGGGAAAAGGGACGUCCAAUUAAUAGGUGGCAGCUUCGACAGAUGAGAUACAGUGCGUGUAAGUGUGAACUAAUGAAAUGUGUGCCAGUGAAUUUUUUAUGUGAAAAAAAAACUGCUGUAUGAUGCUUUUAUGCAGUACUCUAUGAAUAAAACAUGUACAAUGAA